AUGGCCAACCUCACUUCCACAUGCCGUCUCAGCAAUGUCGGCGAUCUGGAGCCGGCGGUGUUCAGAUCCGUCGCCUGUGUGAAGUGCCUACUCUACAUUUAUAUGGUUCAACCGCCGUAUAAAAGUUUGUACGGCUUCAACGAGAAGAACGUCUGCGAAGACGGGUUCUUGUUUUGUCCCGAGGAUUCGGACGACUGUAGCUGCGAAAAUGAAAAGUAUUUGUACAAUCUACCGGAGUUUUCGAUGAGGUAAAUUUCGGGUUUUUUGGGAGCUUUUUGGGAGUUUUUUGAAAAAAAAAUAUUAUUUUUUUUCAUUAAUUUUUAAUUAAUUUGAGAUUUUUUGAAAGAAAAAUUGUUAUUUUUUGAAUUAAUAAUUGAAUGUCUGAGAGGAAAAAAUCAAAGAUUAGAAUAAAAAAAAUUUUUUUGCGAUUUUAAUAAAUUAAUUUUUAAUAUUUUUUAUUUAUUUUUUUGGUUUUUUAAUAAUCUUAAAAAAAUGUUUUUGCUUAUUUUUUUAAUUCUAAGAUGUUUAUGCUGAUUUUCAGAUCAGUUAGAAAUCUAAAUUCCUUAAAUGUGACUCCCCCAUUACCUCGAGACUUCGAGCCGAUUGUCAGAGAUUGUUGCCAAGCCGCUGAUUCAUGUUGUAACAAUGUACUCAGCCAUGAUGCUUACGAAGAGGAUCAUGAGGGUAGGUUUCGUAAAAAAUGAUAAAAAAAUAGAACUUCUCAUCGAAAUUUUUGUUUAAACAUAUAUUUUUAGCCGACAAAUUACCGUAUUUUAAAAAAACCGCUUAAAAAUCUCGCUUGUCUUGAAAAACAUAAACAGAAGAUUUUGAAAAGUUUUUGAAAAUGUUGAAUUAAGGUAAAUAUUUCUAUUUGAGCAACGAGGAAAACACUUGACCCAAAAUUGGAGACGAGAGAAACACUUGACUCAAAAUUGUGUCAAGUCUUUCUCUUUAUCCAGAACAAAAACUGCAGUCACACAGCUAUAUAACAUAUCGAAAGGGUCCGAACAUUUUAUUCGUUAUAGAAAGAUUGCGUUGUACCGAGGUUUGUAGCGGCCUAAAAUUGACGUCAGAACCCCACAAAUUCGUUUGUUAUAGACACUGUUUGCUCUACUAUAGCUUCUUGUACAGCGGUAAAAGAUUUGGAAAAACUUUUUUAAGUCAUCAUUUGUGGGCUAUCGGUAAGCUAUUAGAAGCCAGAACGCCGUAUUUUACCCUAUUUAGAACCUAUUUUUUAUAUCUGUCUAACCAAAAUUUAUCAAGCGUUAUAACAUUUCUUUUAUCAGUCUGCCGGAAAAAUAAUGUGGGUUCGCCGCGUUUAGGAAUCGCCGCUCUGCGACGGCUUGCGGCGGCUGGGGUUUGAUGCGCGAUUGCGAGGCAUUUUUCAGCCGCAAAUCCACAUUAUUUUCCCGACAAACUAAAAUCACACACGCAGCGAUAUCCAAGCUGUUUUCUAAGUACCACUUUUUCAGUCUCCUGUCCCGCCACUUGGGAUGGUUGGCAAUGUUUCGGCCGCUCUUCCCCAGCAAUUAUCCAGCAAGAUUGCCCUUUAUACAUCUACGGCUCCGCUUGGCAACAAGAUAUUAGUGAGUAAAAUACGGUAUCCAAAAUAUCUCUUGUAUUUUUUUUAUUUAGAAUCCGGUGUCAAAAAAGAAUGCGAGAGUAAUGGAGAGUGGAGUACGAAACGGCCGGGAUAUCUCGGCUUCUCCAGCGAAUACACGGAUUACACUGGCUGCAGCUUCAAGGAGGUCUGGUUCGAGCCGAUUUUGAUUUUGACUAUUGUGGCCUACAUCAUCAGCGUCAUCUUUAUUGUGUUCACAAUUGCGCUGAUUUCGUCCAGCAAGUAAGUAAAUUGAAGAAAUUAAAUGCCGUAUUUUACAAAUUCUCAGAAUAAAAAAUUCGAUCUGUAAUACUAAGGGACCUGAUCCAGUGGCAAAAAACGUGCCAUUUUGGAUCCGGGAAGUAUCAAAAAUGUGGCAAAAUGCUUCACUCUGCAAGUGAAAAACUCCGAUUUCAAAUGCGCGGCAGCUCUUUUCGUGAGGGCGCCCUUUAAAACGAAGUUUUUUUUCUCUUGGAGAGGGAAGCAUUUUGCCACAUUUUUGGUGCUUCCCGGAUGCAAAAUGGUACGUUUUUGCCACUGGAUCAAGCCCCUACUGUAUUUAUGCUAACUCUAAAUUUUAAGGCGUGCUUUGAACAUUUCAGAAGCGUUUUUUGUGAGGGAAAAGGCGUGCAUUUCAAAACGGAGUGUUUUUUAUUGCAGUGGGAGGUAUUUUGCCACAUUUUUGAUACUUCCCGGAUGCAAAAUUAUGCGUUUUUUGCCAAUGGAUUAGGUGCUUGACUGUAUAAGGAUGGAUGAAUAAGACGGUCAUUUUUGGGCCGAGCUGGUAAAAGUCCUUAUAAGGCGAUAAAUGUCAUGUCUCGUAUUAAUGAUAUUAAUGAAAGAAUGGACGUAUUUUACACCGUUUAGAAUCUAUUUUUUUUUUGAUAUCUGUCUAACCCAUAUUCAUCGAACAUUCAAAAAUUUCAUUUACCAGUUUGUCGGGAAAAUAAUGUGGAUUCGCGACGCUUCGCAGCGCCUCGUUUCGGCUUGGUUUGGUACGCAACUGCGACUACGUGCCAAAUCCCCAUUAUUUUCCCGACAGACUGAGUUUAAAACGUUUUCCCGUAAACACAAAGGAUGAUCAUAAAUUUUUAUCAUUCUGUCGGGAAAAUAAUGAGCACUGCCGUUGCGCCAACCGCGUGGCUGAAGUGAAGAGCAAUUUGAUUUUGUCGCGGCGGAAUACAUUUUUAUGAUGCGACAGAGUGGUCAUUAUUUUCCCGACAGACUAAUAUGUGUAAUUAUUCAAGGAACCAUAGUAAUUCGCACUUGUUAUUUUCAGAUACCUAAAGAAACAAUACGUCUUCAAGAUCCACCGGCAUCUCCUGUUCUCGCUCCUCUUCUCGUCGCUGGCCUACAUUGUGAAUGCCCUUCUGUUUACGCCCUUUUCCCAUUAUGGAAUUGAAUUGUAUUUCAGUAAUCAUGUAAGUCCAAGAGUCCCACUUUUUUUCGCAUCUCCCCAAACCCCUUAGGGGAAUUGCCGUUUGGGCAAAUAAACAAGUGGCAAAAAAUGCAAUUUAAUUUUGCUUUUGAUCAUGCGGACUUGUAGAAUACAUAGACAAAACAAAGAAACGGCAAAGUUCGAGGGAAAUUGUAGAAAAAAGAUUUGAAAAUUGAAACUGUAGGAUAAAAAAUGAAAUUUGCUUGAUGUCUGAAAAAGAGAAAGGCAGAGAUCAGAACAGGUAAUUAGAAAGAUAUCUAUGAAAAAAUAAAAAAAUUUAAGCGAAUAUCGGUUUUUCGGGAAGAUAAUGAGCACUCUAUCGCAUCGAAAAUGGCAUUGCCGCCGAGAAAAUGAACUGUGUCGCGGCAAUAAAAUGCUUUUAACUUCGUCGACGCGAUUGGCGCAACGACAGUGCACGGCAUUCUGUGCUGUUAGGACACAACCGAUCUCCGCGACAUUUGCAAUUUUUUUCGAAUGUGGUGGACCCGUAUUUUAAAAAUUCAUCGUCAAACGUUAAUGUAAUAUGUACAACCCAAGACAAAAAGUCCUAAUACUUACAGUGUGUCGGGAAAAUAAUGAGCACUCUGUCAAAUCGCUCAUCGGUCCAGCAACUUCUGUGCUCAUUAUUUUCCCGACAAACUGAUAAAACAGCUGUGUUUUUGCGAGGUUAUUUUUUCAUUAACACUUUCAGAUCCUCUGCCGGAUCCUGUUCAUAAUCCAAUUCGCCUACUUCCCGUUGACCUCGUUUUGUUGGAUGUUGGCUGAGGGAAUCCAUUUGUAUUGGCUGUUGUUCCGCUCUUUGGCCCAUGGCUCCCCUCAUAUAAAGUUUUUGCCAUGGGCUUGUUGGGGAUUACCGGUUUUGUUGACCAUUCUUUAUGCGGUUCCGGCGGAACUCUUCGAUAGUGAUCAAUGUUUGACGGAGCCGUCGAACAAUUGGUGGAUCCGGGUGUGGCUGGUGGCACCGAGGUUCAUUUGCUUGGGGGUGAGUUUUUGAAAUAAUAAAAUUUUUUAUUUUUGCAAAUUUCGGAAGCUUUCUGCUUUUAAAAAUUGGAAAAAAUGUAUUUUUUUAUUUUUUCAAGUAUUAUUUUUUUUAUUUUUAUUUUUUUUUUAUUUUGUAAUUUUUUUUAUUUUUUCACUUUUUUUAUUAUUUUUUUGAUUUUAAAAGUUUGAAAUUUAAAAUUUUUUAUUUGUUUUUUUCUUAUUUUAUCUUUUUUGAAUUGUUUAUUUUUUUUUGUUUUCUUUUUUGAUUUUUUAAAAUUUACCCUCUUUUCAGGUGAAUGUCAUCAUUCUCUCAGUGACUCUCCGUUUGCUUCUACAAAAACUCAAAAUGAACACGAAUUGCUCAAAAUUACGGAAUUAUUUGUAAGUUUCCAACUUCAAAUAAACUUUAGGAUAUCUCAAAAGUCAUAACCAUCAAACAAAAAAUUCCAAAUAUAAACUUAAUCUGUUUUGUGAUGUUUGCAACUUGAUUAAUCCGCUGUUUUUCAGGAAGGUGAUGAGGGCCAUGUUGAUGUUGGUUCCUUUAUUCGGAAUCCAUCUAUUUCUGGUCAUAAUCGAGACCGGAAAGGCGUCAGAUGUACAUGAUAUAAUCAAAAUGGUCGUCAAUGGCUUUCAGGCAAGGAAAUUUGCGUAAAUCAAAAAAUUUGCAUAAUUAAAAAUUUGCAUAAAUUAAUAAAAACCAGUGGUAUUUUGAUGAAUUUACAUAAUUUUAAUUAAUUCCACAUAAUUUUUAAAAUUUGCAUAAUUUCAAAAAAUUUGCAUAAAAUCAAAAAUUUGCAUAAAUAAAAAAUUUCAUAAUUUUGCAGAAUAAAGAGUUAUCUUAGAAAUUCCAGUCAUUUUUUGCAUUUUCUAAAAUUUCCAUAGCCAAUAAAAAAUUUGCAUAAAUUUGCAUAAUACUAAUCUUUCAACUUUCAGGGCUUCCUUGUGUCCUCAGUAAUAUGUUACAGUAAUCGAAUGGUAAGAAGAUUAAAUAACACUCCACUAAUCACCCACAAAUGUCUGACUGUGGACAUUCUCCAACAAUACUAACACUCUGUCCAUCAGUUUGUCCUAACACUGUGUUUAGAGAGAGAGGGUAACCGUCAUUCGCGUGGGCUUCUUUGUGCUCUUUGUGAUGAAAGAAGGUUUUUCUGUGACAUGACAGCUAUCUUAACAAAAAAAUUUUUUUUUGGCAAAGAUACGACUAAUUCACUAUGUUUUCUCCGUCCGCCCUCCAAAUUUUGCGAACUCUCUCGUCGGCGAAGAUCGGUGAAUAUCUCAGCGGUCUCUGCAGCGAGCGGGCUCAAAUUUCCUGGCAUUUUGAGUUAGGCUAGAUACAACGUAUGUGCAAAAUCUAAUGCAAAUCUGUUAGAAUCCAUUUUUGGAAAACGCGAUUUUUCUUUUCCAAAUCUCAUCAUUAUUCAUAUUUUCCGUUAAAAUGAUGGUUGAAGAUCUCAACAAUCCUUGCGACGCAAGCUCUAAAAUUUUGACCAUUAAAUGUACAAUCCUUUGAGAGUAUGACCACAAGAUUUCAUCCCAUUUGACUGUCAUUGCCUUAGGGAAUCGACCCAUUUUAGUGAAUAGGUCGCUAAAUUCAAAGAAAUUUUAUUUUCUUCGUUUUCCAUCUUGCUUCUCCACGGCUGAUACUUUGUGAUCAGUGCAGUACACCUGUCAAAGAACAACCCACAAACUUUCUUUCCCGUCAACAUGCUUUUUGUUUCUAUUACUGUUGCUUUUUCUAUCAACGCUCUUUAAAAAUACACUUUAAACUGAAGAUAUAAAUAGUGUCCGUAUCUUUUUUACACUCAAUUUUUGUUGCUUUCACUGUGAUUACAAAUGUUUAAAAAGUGCAAAAAACAUUUCUAACUGCAUCUUCUUUGUUUUCAGAAACUUUUCCGCUCCAAACGUCGCGGCCGGUUCGCGCUUUUCUCGAGCGACGUGGUCUCCCACGACCGUCUCCAUUCCGACUCCAAAUGCGUGUUGGUGGCGUUGCAGAAGCAGAACGAAAUCCGCGAAGCGCUGCAACGCAAAUCGACCGGAACUACAACCGCCUCCGGACAUUAG
Bursaphelenchus xylophilus (pine wood nematode) is the source of this 6080-nucleotide messenger RNA. The record is from the annotation of a GenBank genome assembly. NCBI's taxonomy places the organism in Eukaryota, Metazoa, Nematoda, Chromadorea, Rhabditida, Aphelenchoididae.